ACUAAGCUGAAAAAACCAUUUAAUCCCCUCCAAGUCUCCUACACACUCCUCAUCACCCACUUCUCUUUCUACUCUGUUUCCCCCCUUCCUUCUCCUCCUCUUCUUGAACCAGUCAUCAUCAAAUGGCUAGAAUUUUCACUCAAAUUCUCCUUCUAGUCACUACCAUAAUCAUGAAAUUUCCAUCAAAGGCAAUGUCUCAAGCAGAAUGCCCAUACCCAUGUCUCCCACCACCCACUUCAGUUCAGAAUUGCCCGCCGCCCCCGUCGCCAUCGCCACCGCAGCAGUCAACUCCGUCACCACCUUCUGGGUAUUACUAUCCACCACCACCUUCUGGGUAUUACUAUACACCACCUCCACCUUCUUCAGGAUCUGUGUAUUACUACCCUCCACCAACUAAUUAUCCUUAUUACUCUCCUCCUUCCUAUGUGAGCUACGGUUCACCUCCUCCUCCUGACCCAAUCUUGCCUUACUUUCCGUUUUACUUCAAAAGCCCCCCACCACCACCAAAUCUUUCAUCGGCACCAUCUCUUAAGGGAUACCCAAGAUUGGUUCUGCAACUAAUUUUGUUGGGUUUGUUUGCUUUUUUUAAUUUAUCAUAGCUUGGAUGUAUUUCAUUAUUUAUAUGAAGGAAGGGGAUUUGGAGAUUAGAAGCUACAGGAGAAAGGAAAGAAGAAAUUAAUGGCGGCGAUUGUAAUCCCAGUUCCCAAUGGAUUUCUUACUGUGUCUAUUUCUCUAUUGAUUAGAAAUUUGUAACCUUUUGCAUUCAUCAUUCAUCCACUUUAAUAGCUCUGUAUCAAAUUACCUGAAACUUAACUUCGCUUAA
This is a messenger RNA of Macadamia integrifolia, 823 nucleotides long. RefSeq names its product extensin-2. The transcript has a single exon. Bases 123 to 599 code for a protein of 158 amino acids. NCBI's taxonomy places the organism in Eukaryota, Viridiplantae, Streptophyta, Magnoliopsida, Proteales, Proteaceae. The record is from RefSeq and is a predicted model, not a curated record.